GAUGGCACAACCUCAGCCUAGAUCCCUUGUAGAAGCAGCUACGCUUGAAGGGCAUGAAGAACGAGUCUGGAGUCUCAGCUGGCACCCAGAACAUCAGUGCUUAGCUACUUGUUCCUCUGACCAAACUGUAAAGAUUUGGAACUAUGAAAAUGAUCAAUUUGUCAACCAAUUUACCCUCAAGGAUGGUCAUACCAAAUCGAUCAGAUCAGUAGAUUGGAACCCGAAUGGCAAAACCCUUGCCUCCUGCAGCUUCGAUGGAACUGCAGCUCUCUGGAACUUUGAAGAUGGCGAGUUUGAGUGCGUCGCAACCCUUGAAGGACACGAAAAUGAAGUCAAAUGCGUAUCAUGGUCUCAAGACGGGAAGUAUAUGGCCACAUGCUCCAGAGAUAAGAAUAUUUGGAUCUGGGACACCAAUGAUUCAUUCGAAUACGAAUGCAACUCUGUCCUCUCUGGACAUACUCAAGACGUAAAAUUUGUCAAAUUUAAUUCAAGAUAUGAAAUGCUCUUCUCAUGCAGUUAUGACGAUACCAUAAAAGCAUGGAAGUAUGAUGAAUCAUUCGAUGACUGGGUCUGUGCAUAUACCAUAGAAGGCCACACAUCUACAGUCUGGAGCCUUGAUUUCGACCAAUCAGAAAAAUUCUUAGUCUCUGUAGGAGACGAUAAGAGCAUCAAAAUCUUUGAAAUUGAUGAAUCCGGAGCUGUACUUAAAAGUAGCACUGAAGGAGUACAUUCGAGAUGUAUUUACAGUGUAUCAUGGGGCAAUAGUUCAAACAAGAUUGCUACAUGAGGAGGUGACAACAAGAUUUACCUUCUCGACCCAACAGAUAUGAGCAAUGUUACCGUUGAGGCUCAGUCACCUCCUGGCCAAGGGCAUUCAAACGACGUAAACUGCGUUGCAAUGCAUCCGUCCUCAAAUACCAUCGCCUCUUGAUCUGAUGACCGUACUGUAAAAAUUUGGACUUUCUAG
Molecule: messenger RNA, 967 nt
Organism: Moneuplotes crassus
Lineage: Eukaryota; Ciliophora; Spirotrichea; Euplotida; Euplotidae
Source: the annotation of a GenBank genome assembly